GCUUUGCUUUGAAAGACCGUGCGAUCAUAUUAUCUUUACGAAUUUUAUUUUUAAUAUAUUAAUACCUUCGCGUCGAAACGUCGGUCGUUGUGAUGAACGCGAUUAAGAAACGCCUGCAAACGUUGAAGAUCGAGAAGGAUCUGGCGAUGGACAGGGCCGAUCUAUGCGAUCAACAGGCGAAGGAGGCGAAUCGGCGAGAAGAGAAACUAAAGGACGAAGUUCGGGAACUGGCGAAAAAGCUGGUGCAGAUGGAACGCGACUUGGAACUGAGCAAAGCUCAGUUGGAAAAGUCGAAUAGAGAUCUUGAGCAAAAAGAGAGAGUUUAUAUCGUGACGCAAUCGGAGUUGGCAGUUCUGAACAGAAAGAUGCAGCAGUGCUUGCAGAAUUUGGAAAAAUCGGAGGAACGCCGUUUGACGGCUCAAGCAAAAUUGACACAAGCGAUGGAGACCGCGGAAGACGCGAAACGCAUCUGCAAAGUUUUGGAGAACAGAAGUAAGCAGGACGAGGAAAGGAUGGAUCAACUGAUGGCGCAGUUGAAGGAGGCGAGGUUGAUCGCUGAAGACGCUGAUACAAAAUCGGACGAGAUCUCGAGGAAAUUGGCUUUCGUCGAAGAUGAAUUGGAAGCGGCUGAAGAAAGAGUGAAAUCGAGCGAGGCGAAGAUAAUGGAACGAGAGGACGAAUUGUUCAUCGUUGGUAACAUAUUGAAAUCUUUAGAAGUAUCUGAAGAAAAGGCUAAUCAAAGGGUAGAGGAAUUUAAAACACAGCUGAAGGAGUUGAAAGUGAAACUGAAAGCUGCUGAAAAAAGAGCCAUCAUCGCGGAGAAGAUGGUUAAAGUGUUUUCGAAAGAGUUGGAUGCAAGAGAAGACUUCUUAUUCAGAGAGAAAGAGAAAUACAAAUACAUCUGCGACGACAUGGAUUCCACGUUUGCUGAACUCACCGGAUAUUAGUCAAACUUUUGUAAUAUCGAACUCUGCUAUUUUCUACGCCAGUAUAUCCAUAUUGUAUCUUUUCUAUUAAAAGCUAUGCUCGAACUUAUUUAUUCACGAACGUAUUUAAAUUCAAUCAUAGAGUGUAAAGUAAUCUUCGCUAAUUAAUUAAUCCGUUAACCGAGUUGUUUUUUAAUCAAACACUCUCGUAAUCUCAAAGUUGAUGCUUAAUAAAGAUCAAUUUGAAUUAAGCCAGCUUUAUUUCUUAUACAUAUAAAUAUAGUAUAAUUCAUUUUUCAUAAAAAUGAAACGAUAAAAUAGAAGAUCCGUAAAAAAAGAAAUUCCGAUGUCCAAGAGAUCGACGAUGACUAAGCGACGAAUCAACUCGUCUGCCCCGGUUAACAGGUUAAUAUUUAUUUAUCUAAAAUCUUCAAGGAGUGAAGCAAAGAAUCAACAAAGGUGAUUUUCGUACAGUACUUUACAGGAUAUCAAUUUAUUUUAUCGAUUCUACGAUCGACACAAUGCUUCGAAACGCCAUACCACCGACUCGAAUACAAUUUCAACCGUGGCAUUGAUAGUCACGUCGCGUCGCUUCGUUUGCUUCGCAAUUCUUUGAAACAGGGAGAAAGAUCGCGACUUUUCCGACGGGGUUUUCCGACGUCCCUCCGCACGUAGCCAUGCCACUCAAGAAUAGAAUCUCGAUACGCAGACACACCCUCACAUUCGCGCCUUCAUCUCGUCUUUCUUUACCUUUUCUUUCAGUUCUUUAUUAUUAUUAUUAUUUUUUCUUUACAACGAUGCUAAUAGUAUAGUUACAGUAAUAAUUGUUCGUUUGAUUUGCUCACUCCCCACGCCUUCGUUCAUUCGCAAACGCGGUCAAACCGGUGACGUAAUCUCAAAUACUCAAUCGAAAUAAAGACAGUUCCGUAUGUAGAAUCGCGACCAAGGGGAGUUUGAUGAAUUUUUAUAGAGAUACACGAGAGAUCUAGAUAACUAUAUAGCGAUACAAAGUCCAUCAUUGAUCAAUUUUUAGAUUUUAGACGUUGUAAAGCUGAUGCUUAUCAUUAUCGAUAUUUUUCGCUAAAAGGUUUUCCGCUACGUCAUUUUAGUUUUACAUUUUACGUGUUGAGAAUAUAGUACUUAUACGAUACAAUUGUACGACUAGCUUGGAUUUUUCAGAAGGACGUAAAAUCUUACAUUUGUUAUGUCGAUGUUGAUGAACUUCCAUCGCUAUUGUUUUUCAAAUUUUUGCAUUACUUUUCAUAACGUGUACCCGUGUGUAAUGCGAUUGUGUGUAUUUCGAGGUGUUUUAAGUGACGUCACCGUUUUAACUGAAACGUACAGUUGGAAGCAUCGUUCGUGGUUCAACGAUUAACGCGGAGGAAAUAAUUGGCAGUAGAGUCGUGUGUGCUCGAGGAAUUUCUGGCUCUUCAUCGAACUGAUAUUCUUAAUAAAUAACGAUUGACGAAUAAAAUCAGAGAUGUAUAGAAAAUCUUAUUAAACCUUGCAAUAAAUUGUUCAGAUAUUUCAAUACGAUGAUUCGAAUUACAGUAAUGCGUUUGUUACAUCGUAAUAUAUAGUGGCUCUAAAAGUAAGCCAAAAUCCAUAACUCACCCUCCAGAUCCUAGAUCGAUACUUUCAAGUAUGUAUUUUAAACUGUCAGUCCUUACAAUACCUGUAAUUUCCUUGUCCUUCGGUAGAAUAAAAGGUAAGCGUUCAUUUAAUUUCGAAAAAUUGAUUCCGACAGGUAUGAUUAUUUUGAGAGAUUAUUUUGUCUGGAGCCAGAAAUUCCCAGAAGUGGAAAACAAUCGAAUAGAAAAAGAACCCGGGCAUAUCGACGAAUAUACGGAGUCCUCGUUAAGCGGACGUCAGUCGGUCGGCGAUAUAAGCAAAAAUGUACAAAAAACGUUAUCAUCGUCACGAUAAACGAUACCCGCUUCCCGAAAAUCAUCUAACAAAUUAAUCGAACUCUACGAGUUUGAUUGACGUGCUUCUCGAUAUAUACAUUCAUGUAUGUUGAACCGUAAUGUAUACGCUUACAGGCGCUUUUAAGUACAUAUGUAUAUAUAUAUUUAUAUAAAUUUAUAUAUAUACGUAUACCUAUAUGCCCUCGUCUUCGCAGUGUCGCGCACACUCUUGGAACUCAGGUUGGAAUUUCACGAAGGAAACGAUUGAAAAUUCAUUAUAAAGUUCGUCGAAAAAACCGCUCGUUUUUAAAAUCCUAAAAAUCUCGAAAAACCUGCUACCUGAGAGGGAGAACAGAGAUAUCUUGGCCUACCACGGACAAUAACGGGAAGUAGAGGAGGCACACAGAGGAAGAGAGUGGAGCGAAUUAAACGGCGAUAGAGUAAUCAGAGGAAGGAUUAUUUUGGGUACUCGGCC
This is a messenger RNA of Bombus pyrosoma, 3308 nucleotides long. Its product is annotated as tropomyosin-2-like. The record is from RefSeq and is a predicted model, not a curated record. Gene Ontology annotation, molecular function: actin filament binding. The coding region runs from base 93 to 947 and encodes 284 amino acids. The transcript is spliced from 8 exons. NCBI's taxonomy places the organism in Eukaryota, Metazoa, Arthropoda, Insecta, Hymenoptera, Apidae. Gene Ontology annotation, cellular component: actin filament. Gene Ontology annotation, biological process: actin filament organization; muscle contraction.